Liolophura sinensis is the source of this 942-nucleotide messenger RNA. RefSeq lists its product as uncharacterized. NCBI's taxonomy places the organism in Eukaryota, Metazoa, Mollusca, Polyplacophora, Chitonida, Chitonidae. Gene Ontology annotation, molecular function: oxidoreductase activity. The transcript has 6 exons. Bases 1 to 942 code for a protein of 313 amino acids. The record is from RefSeq and is a predicted model, not a curated record.
AUGACAACACGUUUGCGAGAUUUUGCGGCCAUGUCUGUGGUCCAGUUCUUGGGGAUGUCUCGUGAUGCUGUGGAGCAUCUCUCAUCAGACUUGGAAAAAGACAUAUCCGUACACUCGGCUUUGAGACAAGUCAAUCAGUAUCAGCUGAUUGAGGAUCCUCUCUCACAAACAUUUCUGGCUGAGCACGAGUUCUUCUUCGGAGAUACCGCAGAUACCCUGAGCACAAAAUAUCUGUAUGAUGGAUACUUUGAGAUUGAUACUUCACCGGCUUCUGACAAAAUACCAGUGCUUGGAUACACUAAGAUGUUAGAUAUGAUCGUACAGAACUCUCCGACGGAAGCUUCACUACAUAUCCUCCUGGACCAGGAAGUCACGGGUGUGGAUGUUCAAGAAGACAAGCGCGUGGUCAUCAAAUGUAGGAAUGGUCAGACUUACCAGGCGGGUGCUGUUAUCGUGACGUUACCACUGGGGGUUUUGAAAGCGAAUGACGUCAAAUUCACGCCAGGUUUAUCCCCGAAAAUGAAGGGGGCAAUAAAGAGAGUUGGAAUUGGCACGGUAAACAAGCUUGUGGUAGAAUUUAACCAACGAGUCUGGCCCAACAAAACACAGCAGAUAACUGUGGCGAUGCGAGAUAGUGCUGAUCAAGGCAAGUUUUCCAUUCUGACGAGUUUCCAGGCCAUUGUGAAAAAGCCUGUAAUAGUGACUUAUGCUGUCAGCCAGAUUGGAAAACAGAGCGAGACGCUAAGUGAUGCCGAGCUUAAAGACAUAGCUCUAAGUCGCCCAAACACAUCAUUUGGCACGGCCCUAGACAAUGUAACUGUUGUGAAUAUUUCUGGCACGAAAUGGAAGAGUGACCGGUUCUCCAGAGGGUCGUAUUCAUUCCCAGCUUUAGUUGUUACAGAGACUAGCACACGCCAGUGUACACCAUUCCCCAUGCUGUGA